AAAAUGACCCUGUACCGCGCCCAGACGCCUCAGCACCCUCUAGCUUCGAGCGGAGUCCUCCACCUUCCCUCCCCGAGACCUGUGGCCGUUGCCGCUCUAGUCCUGCUUUCUAUGGUUUCCUGCCGCUUUGCUGCACUUCCUGCUCUCUAUGGUUUCCCGCGCGAGGGCAAACCCCGCGCUGGGCGGAAGUGCGCCGGGCUGGGGACCAUGGCGGCGGUGGAUAUCCGAGAUAACCUCCUGGGAAUUUCCUGGGUUGACAGUUCCUGGAUUCCUAUAUUAAACAAUGGAAGUGUGUUAGACUACUUCUCAGAGCGAAGUAACCCAUUCUAUGACCGAACAUGUAACAACGAAGUAGUCAAAAUGCAACGGCUGACCUUGGACCACUUGCACCAAAUGAUUGGAGUGGAAUAUAUCCUCCUUCAUGCUCAAGAGCCCAUCCUCUUCAUAAUUCGAAAGCAGCAAAGACAGUCUCCUACACAAGUCAUCCCAUUAGCUGAUUACUAUAUUAUUGCUGGAGUGAUUUAUCAGGCACCUGAUUUGGGAUCUGUCAUAAAUUCCAGAGUGCUCACUGCAGUGCAUGGAAUUCAGUCUGCUUUUGAUGAAGCCAUGUCAUACUGCCGAUAUCACCCUUCCAAAGGCUACUGGUGGCAUUUCAAAGACCAGGAGGAACGAGAUAAAGCCAAACCAAAAGCAAAGAAGAAGGAAGAACCAAGCUCUAUUUUCCAGAGGCAGCGGGUGGAUGCUUUGCUUCUAGACCUGAGACAAAAAUUUCCACCCAGAUUUGUUCAGCAAAAGCCUGGAGAAAAGCCCAUCGCAGUGGAUCAGAUCAAGAAGGAGCCAGAACCAGCCCCCGAAGCUAUAAAGCCAGAGGAGAAGGAGACUGUAAAGAAUGCCCAACAGAGUGCUGGCACUAAAGGGCCUCCAGAGAAACGGAUGAGACUCCAGUGAGGGGAUGGACAAUUCCAUAUCUUGAUGAUUCAACGUCUGGAGAAGAAUUUGCAAGUGACUCCUACUCCCCCUUAUCUGUAUUUGAACAUUCAGGAUUGUGACAUUGCAGGAUUUAAAGCCCCUUACAACAGCUUCUUCUCUCAACAGAAACCUCCUAAAAAGCUGCCAAUGGAAAGACUUGAGCUGCACCGGGAGGGGAUUUUCCAGCCUUCUCCCCAUUUUGGAUGUUAACUUCUGACUGAAUUUCACUUGAAUGCAUUUUGCAACUUCCUUGUAAACCCCCCCCCCCUUUUUUUUUCCAUGUCCUCUGGUAAUUGUGUGUUCUAUGUAAAAAGAGGAACUUUUUAAUAAAAAGUUGAAUUCUUGGUACACCAA
This is a messenger RNA of Dermochelys coriacea (leatherback sea turtle), 1323 nucleotides long. RefSeq names its product mediator complex subunit 6 (gene MED6). The record is from RefSeq and is a predicted model, not a curated record. Lineage: Eukaryota; Metazoa; Chordata; Testudines; Dermochelyidae. Gene Ontology annotation, molecular function: transcription coactivator activity. The transcript is spliced from 8 exons. The coding region runs from base 4 to 948 and encodes 314 amino acids. Gene Ontology annotation, cellular component: core mediator complex; mediator complex. Gene Ontology annotation, biological process: regulation of transcription by RNA polymerase II.